Molecule: messenger RNA, 1539 nt
Organism: Plasmodium reichenowi
Lineage: Eukaryota; Apicomplexa; Aconoidasida; Haemosporida; Plasmodiidae
Exons: 6
Coding region: 1-1539 (512 amino acids)
Source: RefSeq, a predicted model, not a curated record
AUGAUUGAUAUAAUACUAAAAAUGUUCUUAGGGAAAUAUUUCGAAUCUUCUGACAACAAUUUUAUUAGUGUGAAUAUGGAGUCGGGAAUAGAAAUUAGGAACAUUAUAAUUAAAAACGACGAAAUUAAUAACUUCUUAAAAAGUAAGAAUAUAGACAUAGAAAUAGUAUAUUUAAAAAUAGAAAAGAUUAACAUAAGCUUUGUAACUCUAUCUGGCAUUUUAACACUAAAAAUACAAGGUGUAGAUUUAAGGGUUAAGCCAAACAUACAUAAAAAUACCUCUAAACAAAUUAAAAGUAAAUUGACAAGUCUUUUGAAAAAUAAAGAAAAAGAUUGUACAGGAAUAUAUUUAUCUUACCAUAUGGACAAUUCUUGCCAAAACAAUAAGAUAUCUACAAAAGAGAUUUUAUGUUGCUGCUGUGAGAAAUACAAAAACGAGGAUGGUAGCAUAUGCUCUUACAACAAUUAUAAUAACAUGAAAACUUAUAUAUGUAAAGAAUGCUCUUUAUUAAAAAAUAAAAAUGAAAAAAAUAAUUUAUUUUUUGAAGAAAAAAAAAACAUCACUAAUAUAAACAAAUAUAAAAUAUUUAUGAACGAAGAAAAAAAUGUGUCAUAUGAUUAUAAUAAACAAGAUAUGACUAAUAUGAAUAUUUUCAAAAGUUAUAAUAAAGAAAAACAAGAUUUUCCCAAUUUUGAUAAUAAUAUAAAUUAUUAUUUUUAUAAUAAAGAAAAUAAAGAAAGCAUAAACAACACAACAACAAAUAUAAAAAGUAUAAGAAAUAAUAUUAAUAAUGAUAAUAAAAACAAUGAACAUUUUAAAGAAAGCAAAAAUAAUAAUUCCAUUUCUAUGAAUAAUAUAAAUAAAUUAUAUACAAAUAAUUAUUAUAAUUACAAUAAUAAUAUAUCUUCAGUUAUUAGCAUAAUAUCAGAUACUCAAAAUUAUGAAAAACAUAACUCUUUGUUAUCAUUAAAUAAAAGUAAUCAUUUAAAUAAUUGUGAUUUACAAUAUAAUAAUUCUCUUUCCAAAAAUGUAAACUGUAAAUAUAAAUUAAAUCAGUAUGAGAACAAUUUUAAUGAAGAGAAAAAUAAAUUAAAUGUGGGAAAUAAAAAAAGUGAUAUUGAGAUAUACAAUGUUGAAAAAAAAAAUGAAUUACCAUUUAAUCCUGAGCAAAAUAAAAUAAAAUACAAUUGUUAUAAUAAUUCAAAAAAUAUUUUAUUAUCAAAUGAUAAUUCUUAUGUAUGUUUGAAUAAUAUAUUUAAACAAUCGAAACCUUUAAAAAAAAAAAAAAUUAACAAUUAUUUAUGUUCCUAUGGAAAUAAAAAAUUAAAUGAUCCACCUGAUAAAUUACAUGAAGGGUCUAUGGAAAAUAAUUUCAUUCCUUUAAAAGGAAACAUUUUGUUUGAUAAUAUAAAUGUGCAAAGUAAAUAUGAUAACGUCGAUAGUGAUCAUAGUAAUUUAUUAUACACUUAUAAUAAUGUGUAUCAUGAUAGGGAAAUUAAAAUAAAUGUGGAUGAUGUAUUUGAAAAAACGAAAGAAUAA